AUGAGACUGCUGAGAUUGGUGUUGCUGUGCAGAUGUGCAGCAGAGACUGCAGAACCUGCGCAGGCACAAGCAUUGAUGCAGACAGCCUCCAGUGCCCUGCCAACGGUGCACACACGCCUUGAAAACUCGGUUGCUGAUUUGGACGAGUCCACGCUGAUGCACGAGGAGGAGGACGUCAGGAAUGACGCUGGAGAGAUCAGAUCUGCUUUGGAAGUGGCCAAGGAUGAUUUCGGUCGAUACAAUGCCUUUGGCCUCUUUGGCCUCUUGCCGCUGCUUCUGGCUGGCUUGCUGCCCUUUGCAACGCGGCAAGGGCAUGCGCCCAAGGGGCCCAAGCUGCCCAAAGAGCCGAAAGAGGAGAAAGAUGGGAAGGAGAAAGUUGAGGCGCGCACCUGUGAAAGGGACAGCUUCGGUUGCACAGCCCUUCAUUUGGCAGCGCACAGAGCGGCGGCAGAUGAGGUUGCAGAGCUUUUGCAUGACGAUGUCGACGUGGAUUCCCGUGAAGCCUGGGAUGAGACGCCUCUGCACAUGGCAGCGCGCGCAGGCAGUCUGGCCUGCUGCAAGCUCUUGCUUGGCGCCAAGGCAGACUUGAAUGCAUUGAACGCAGAUGGCCGAACUCCAAUCCUACUUGCCUGUGACGAGUCGGUGUGCGACUAUCUUUUGGAUCUUGGCGCUGCCUUGCCCUGUAAAGACGAGGAUCUGCCUCCAACCCUCAGCUCCCUAAUCUUGCGUCGCCUCUUGUGA
This is a messenger RNA of Effrenium voratum, 741 nucleotides long. NCBI's taxonomy places the organism in Eukaryota, Dinophyceae, Suessiales, Symbiodiniaceae. The record is from the annotation of a GenBank genome assembly.